UUGGCAUUGGCAUUUGCUGGUGUCAGCGAGAGCCGAGAGUGCCGGUAGCACGCGCAGCCUAGGCCCAGCCAGCACAGGCGGAGGCGGAGGCGGAGGCGGACCAAGCAAUGGGAGCAUGGCCGCGUCCCGGCGCGGCGCCGGCGCCGCGCUCGCUCCUCCUGGCGCUGGCGCUGGCGCUCUGCUCCCUCCUCGCGCAGCCGCAGCCGUCGCGCGCCUUCUUCUUCUUCUUCGGCGUCCGCACCAGCGCGCACGUUCCUCGUCAGCAUCGCGGCGGCGGCGGCGGACGCGAGGAGAAGGUGCCCAUGACCGUCGUCGUGCCGGACUACUCGCCGCGUCCCGCGCCGCUCGGCCCCUCGCCCUCGCCCGCGCCGGUGCCGGUGCCCGGCUCGGACGGCGGCGACGACGAGGAGGGCACGCCGAGGCUGCCGUCCGAGCGGCGGAGCACGGGCACGGGCGCGGGCGCGGGCGCGCCCUGGUCGGCCGACCACAGCGCGAGCGCUCAGGCGCCGGCCACCAGCGCCGACUUCAUCAGCAGCAGCCCCGCCGUGCCGCUCCCGGCCGGCGUCACGGACUCCGCCACCGUCCUCCCCAUGCCCACUCCCGGACACCAACUCCGGGACGACGACGUGGGGAUGGGCACCCUGCGGCUUCAGGUUAGGGCGGUGGUGCAGCUCGCCGUCCCUCUUCUGAUCAUGAUGCUGUCUUUUUAGGGAGGAGAUGUUUCUGUAAUGUAAUCACAAGUGCUUUCCUUCUCUCUGUCUGUAGCCUCCUCUGCUCUGAGAUUCCUUGAUCAUCAUCACCUCAUCUGUAACCAAGCUCGCCAAUGCUUGCUAAUUCCUGAGUCCAUGCCUUAUAUGAGUCAGUGAGCUCGAUCAGUUCUC
Molecule: messenger RNA, 881 nt
Organism: Sorghum bicolor (sorghum)
Lineage: Eukaryota; Viridiplantae; Streptophyta; Magnoliopsida; Poales; Poaceae
Exons: 3
Coding region: 108-710 (200 amino acids)
Source: RefSeq, a predicted model, not a curated record